CUCCUAAAUCUAAAAUACCAUUUUGCCCUCGGGAGGAGUUUAUCCGCCCCUGAGCAUAGUUUCGCCUCUGCCUCCACGCCCAUCGAAGGUAGCUUUCUUCUUCGGCUUCCUUUCUCUUAUCCAAAUCUAACCAUCAUCUUUACAUAAUAUACCAUUGAUAACCCCCCCAUAGAUAUACCCCUAACUAUCAUCUCUACAAACCGUCCAUUCUGCGGCCCAUAUGCUUUACCAGGAUGACUUCGCUUCAACUUUUCCAUUUCUCUAAUCUUAGUCGCAAAAGGAGCUGCCUUUGGCUUGCGGUACAUCGGCCCACCACUACCCUCUCACUGAAGAGGCGAAAGCUUGGAUUUUUAUCCAGAAACGGAGGUUUCUCAAGUUCGCCGCCGGAGAUAAACGUGUUCCUUGAAAAGGGAUUUGAUAAAGAUGGGAUCCUGAAGAGGAUAGGGCGGAGGGAGAGCCUGCUUGUGGUUAGGACUAAAAGGGGCUUUAAUUCAGAUGAUGAUGGAUGGGAUAAGAGUAACAGCUCAAGGGUAUUGGGAAAUCUUGCCUUGGCGGCUGGACUUACAUAUCUCACAGUGACUGGGCAGCUUGGUUGGCUUGUGGAUGCUCUUGUAUCUAUCUGGCUCUUAGCAUUUCUUCUUCCUAUUGUGGGCUUAGGGGCUUUCUUCUGGUUUGCAGGAAGAGAGAUAAUCCAAAGCAAUUGCCCCAAUUGUGGAAAUAACUUUCAGAUGUUGAAAUCUUCAAUGAAGGAUGGUGUGCAGUUCUGCCCAUAUUGUACCCAACCUUUUUCAGUGCAAGGUAACAAAUUUGAGAGAGAAUCCGCUAGGUUUUCUUCCAAGAGAUCCGCAGGACCUGAAGAAUCAUUCAAUGGAUCCUUUGCUCGCUCCAAACAAGGGACCUCCACUGCAACAAUCGUGGAUAUUGAAGCUGAAGUUGAGGACAUUGAAUAAUUGUCUCACAUGGUCCAUGCUGAAGGUAUACAAGUUUGCUUCUGCAGAAACUAUGCAUUCCGCAACAGGAAACCUCCCAGGGGUUAUAGAGAUGUUGCAUUAAAUGUAUUUUUUUACAACAAUGUUUCGAAUGCAUUCUGUAAAUAGCUUGAUAUUAUGGUUCAAAUGUUAUUGUAUGGGUGCUGUACAAUUGAAAUUUUGCAAAAGAAUUCAACAAUUAUCUUUGGGUCAAA
Molecule: messenger RNA, 1183 nt
Organism: Phalaenopsis equestris
Lineage: Eukaryota; Viridiplantae; Streptophyta; Magnoliopsida; Asparagales; Orchidaceae
Exons: 6
Coding region: 234-950 (238 amino acids)
Source: RefSeq, a predicted model, not a curated record